Porites lobata is the source of this 7373-nucleotide messenger RNA. The record is from the annotation of a GenBank genome assembly. Lineage: Eukaryota; Metazoa; Cnidaria; Anthozoa; Scleractinia; Poritidae.
AGCAAAGAGAUAUUUUUGCAAAGCGAGGCCAAAUCACGGCUGACUGCACAGAUAGCUGCAAAGUACGACUGGCAUGGACCAAAGAGGAUUCUGGGUAAUGAGAGCAGACCCAAGCCAUCCUUCCUGAAUACUGUCAACCAGGUAAAGAACUCAAAUACUGCAUUAGCGUAUUAUCACUAUUUUUAAUGUUUUAUUAGCAACGUUUUUAAAGGAUCAUGCUUGAAAUAAAUGGCCUAACAGGAGAGUGUUAAUUAUGACCUUGUUGCUCGCAGUUGCAGAAACUUGGAUUUGAAACUUGUGUUCAACGGCAUUUUUCCAAAACAUUUCAGCGAACAUUUUACCCCUGUAGCAGAACAGUUUUAGUGCCUUGUGACUGAAUCAAAUGUCUUGCGGCACGUUCUUAACCAAUCUAAAUCAGUGGUGAUUUGCUGACAUGUGUUUUCCGGCGCUUACGACAAGCGCUGAUUGGUUCAUGUAAUUUACAGUACGUAUUAUGACUGGAUAAAGAAAUCUCCAUGGUUGUGAUUUUUAUUAUAUUUACAAUUAAGUAGUCGUUCAUUACUCCGGAAAAGGCAAGCUUAGAAAAUUAGUAGUAUCACAGUUCUGCCCAAAAUUCCAUUUUCUGCCUUUCUGUUUUUAUCUAUAGUUAUCAUCUGCCUCUGAACACACCAGCAACAUUUCUCUGUUGAGGUCCAUCUUUGUGGAGAACCUUGAUUUACUAGUGGUCGCCUCAGAAGACAAUAAUAUCUGUAAGUAAUCGCAAUAAAGACAAAUUAACCUCUUCAGCCAGUAGAGUUUAAAAGCGUCGAAGAAAUAAAAGUUUAUCGUCUAUUUUUACAGUACACCUUGAAAUCACAGAGAUAUGAACAGCUGGUGAACCUUUGUACCACUACUGGUUUUAGAGAAGGGUCAACCGUCGAUGUUGGGAGGCUACAUGUUCUUGCGCAUGCCUAAAUUCUUCCUUUUGCCCAAUUUGCUACGCAUGCUAAAACAGUACGAUAUGCAAACAAGAGCUUUCACUGAAUGGUGCUGGAUUCCCUCAGUGACCGUUAGAGCGCUUAUUUGCAACGAGAUUUUGUGGUUUUGAUCCCUGGCCAGAGUCAGACCAAUACUUGUGGUCGUAAAAUAGUGUCUAAAAGAAGUUUUGCUGAGCUUCAUGUGACAUGGAUAAUCACGUGAUACGGGCGAGCACGUCUCCAGAAGGCGGCGUAAUUUCUCCAUGCUCGAUACGUUCAUGCUUAACUCAAUAAACAUUUCGUUUCUGUUAACGAUUUAGAUGUCUGGGGUUUUGAUGAAGAUGCUGUGAAAGUCCUGGAAAACAUGAGGCCGGCCGAUGAAAAUCUGAUCUAUAAAUAUGCAAUCCUGCUUGGUGAGAAAGCCUUUAAACCAAUCAAGAAGGACAAUGAGGUAAAAUAUUUGGGUCUUUUGUUUUGUUCGAAAGUGACGCCAAAAUGUCCAAAGACUUUGCCUUAUUUCUAUGGAGUUAAUAUAGACCUUGGAAAAUUAUUGUCGAUUUUAUUUUCAGUUUGCAGUAACAUUGACAACUUUUGCGACGUCCAUUCCAUUCGGUGAAGUAUCUUGGAUAAUCUGGCGGGCUAAAAGUCACAACGACAUUUCCGUGUUAUUUGCUUUCAUCGGUCAUAGCUGUCGAUUGAUUAGCGCGCGAGAAAUCGCUCAGUUGUAACAUCUCGCUUUUUAAUACUGAACACAUACUUUAUCUGUUUGAAACGAUUAAGUGUAGGAAAGGAACUAUAGAAUGCUCUAGUACAUAGUUGGUUUUGAAUUUUGUUUCUUUGCUUUUAGGGUUCAAAAGAACAUGACUCAGUUACCAACCGAGUGGCAGGAUUCAUCUGUAAACAUGUGUUUACUGAACACAGUAGCUGUGUUACAGGACUGGCUGUAGUGGGUAAAGAAGCUGGCUAUAAUACAACUUACUUGGUAAGAUCACUGAUCGGUAGCUAAUUUUUCUUCUUAGAAACACUAUAUUUUACCGUUUUCAAUUCGUGAGAUUUAAGGAAAUGAUUGUUUACGUUAAAUUGUGUGGUUGUACUAUCAUAAAUUCAUAGAUGAUUUUAUUAGAGAGCUUUACAUUUAAGGACAAGAACGCGUACGAGUACGAAAUUUAACUUAAAGUUUUUGCGCGUGUUCCCACAAAAAGACACCCCGGAAAGCUUCAUCUUUUUUCCUUUUUUCACCAAAAACGUUAGUACGGUUAUUUAUACUGAAGGAGGUUAAGACCUCGCCCGAUCGCAAAUUGAUAAAACUUCUUACAUUUGAUAACUUGUUUCCGCCACUACGACAUUUUCGCCAAAACUCGUAGUAGAGUGACGACGGCUAUCAAGUUUUCCCGCCAAAAUGACGCCGGCUUACGCGCACGCAAUACUUAGUAUUGAGGGAAUCUCGCACUUAUAGUCGCCCUCAUCAUCGAAUCUAAAGCUCUUUAUUAUAAGAAAGUCGGAACAUUAGAAAAAUUCGCAUUCCCGAAACUACAAGGAGAAUGGAUACAAGCUUUGGGCACAGCCGUUUUUGGGAUUGUUAAGGUAAACAAGCGAUACUUAUGAUUGGUUAAUUUUGCCUUGAAUACAAUAGACCAACCAUAGCUAACGCUUGUAUACUCUAAUGAUCCCAGAAAUCACUGCGCCCAAAGCUUGUACCCAUUCUCCCUAUAUAGUCAUAGAGUUUAUGCAGUGGGGACCUGGGGAAUAGUAGAGAAGCACAAGCCGCUUGUGCGUCUCUUAAAAAUUUUCAUAUUUUAUGCAACUAAACAAGACAAAAAAAAAUAUUUAAUUAUUUUUAUUAUUUUUAUUUUUUGAUUUUUUUUUCAGCUUAGUGCUGGCUGGGACCGAAGAAUCUUUUUGUGGGAUUUAGAAAAAGCUUGGUGAGGCUUCGAAUGUUUUCUGCGUUAACCUACCCUACCAACAACGAACAGGCUACCCUAUCGACAAACUUCCUUAACACAUCUUAUGUCACACGUCUCGAUUCAUCCGUAAACAAUUGGACGGAUUUGGAUCAGUAACUGUUUUUUUAGUUUCUCUUACAGCUGUGAAAAGUCCUUAAGUCAAGAAGUUCUUGAUAGGUCCCAGAACUCUAUGCAUUUAAAAAAGUCUGCGAAUUUCUCCCAAAACAGGAUAGGUUACUGUCGCAAAGUCGUAUUAAAUUUAAGAUCCUAAGGCCUGCCUAUUAUUUUGAACGACUGUUUAACCUACAUUCAGUGGUUGUAGAAUACAUUGUAGUAGCUAUUGUGUAUAUGGAGUUUAGAGAAACCUGGUUUUACAAACCUGCUUUUUGCAGUGGAAUUUUACUCAGCCUGUUCCAGGCUCCAAGAUAGUCAUAUGCAGAGAUGUCAAAACUGAUGCGAAAAACGCUCGAAGAACCUGGCACGGGUUAAAUUUGAUUAGUAAAAUCCAACUAGUGGUCUAUUAUCAAUGCUGCGUUCUGAUUGGUUGAGCUUCUACUAGGCUAUAUGUUAUAGCCCAAUAGUAGCGGUACGCGCCGGCUUUUUGGCACCAAAAAAAGAUUAAAGUCUAGCUUUAACUAGCUAAAGUUGUUUUGUCUCGAUAUUUUUGACCAACUAGUUGGAUUUUACUAAAACAAUGAUUCCUCUCGCCCUCAUGGCCUCUGAGUCAAUAGCCCAUUCAGGCGCAAAGAAUAAUUGUUAAAUAGUUUUCAUCAAGAUCUGAGAUGUUCUUCGAAUAGCAAUGAGUGUGCAGUCUUGGGAAAAAGUGUUACCUGAGUCAAAAGGAACAUUUUUCUGUUUUUUUAUCCCGAUAGUUUUCACGAUACUUUUAGAAACACCGAUCCAAGCGCCUUGGAAAGCGAGGAACUCGCCUCAGAUGGGAUUAUCAUGGAUUUGAGCUACAGUCUUGAAAGGUCAGUUGUGUUCUUUUGCUGAACCAAGGAAACUUUACAAGAAACGAGAUCGGGUACAAUAACGACCUUGGACUUUCUCACUGAUUAUGUCAUUAUGAUUGUCGUUCGUUGUCAUCGCAGACUUACCAAUAUAAGUAAAAGUAAUAGCAUGAUUUGUAGUGAUAUUUGGCAUAAAUACCACGAGUGAUAUUUCGAAAUUGUUACACGUAAUUUCACGAGCCAUUAGGCGAGUGAAAUUUGAGACAGUUUUGAAAUAUCACGAGUGGUAUUUAUGCCAAAUAUCACAUACAAAUCAUGCUAUUAUAUGUUUAUACUACUACCCACAAAAGGUUUGUAAUUUUCACAUGUAGGUAUUUCAAAUUAAGCUGAAAUACCACUGCUCUAAGCCAAUCAGAUUGCAGAAAUUUCUCAUGUUGUAGUAUGAUAGCGAUAAUAGUGACGUGGAAAGUGCUGGAUUCACUCGCCUUUGGCUUGUAAACUCGCUCUUACACUGAAUCUCGUGCUCUUAGUUGACCUCAGCGAUAAGAUUUUUAGAUGCCAAACUCUUGUUGGUUCCUAGUAUCCCCGCUUAUCGACCUAUAUUAUCUUAAUCCUUAUUGGUUUAUCACCCUGCAACACACAUACAAACAUACGUACGCUCAGACCACUAACAUGUGAACGUUUUGAAACAACGUCUGUACUUCUCUUUUUUGCACAGAAAUGAGUUUGCGUACGCUUCUUCAGACAAGCUGGUUUACAUCAGACAGUUUUCAGAACGAGGCGCAGAAAUGACCUUGUCAGCGGUUUUACAGGGCCACGAGGCCGAGGUGACGCAGGUGAGUCCUCUGCACUGAAGAAGUUUGCGGGGGAGGUAUCGACCACCCUCAGACUUUACUCAUUACUGGGAGACGGGCAAUCUACCCUUCCUCUAACAAAACGUUAACACUUACUUCUUACUUAUGACAAAAUGAUGGGUUAGGGGAGGGGUGGGUAGGCAGAUUAGAAGAUCCCUGAAUUUUCGGUUGAGGGUCAAAGAGGUUUUUGAAGCCACUGCCCCGGGAGAUCUUUGACCUGCCUCAAAGACUGAAUCCAUCCAUCUUUUGAUCAGCGUUGCAUUGCUCAUCCUUUUCUACGCCAAGAUGCGACUCAUUUUCGCUGUUGUUUGUCCAAGUUGUCCUUGCAUGGUUUAUUUUCCCAGUGGAAAUAAAGUCUGCCUUACUGAGCACCAGGGGUCGAAUAUCAGAAACAUUGACGACGGUGGAAGAGCAGAAUCGCCAUGAAAAAGGUGUAUAGACUGACGUAGUGUAUAUAUAAUAGUUGUCCUCAGUAAGAACAGCCUCCUACUCUCGGCUAGAUCAUUCAUUGGCACAGAAGCAAGGAUGUUGGUAUUUUAAGUGUGUCUUUUAAGCAGCUCGAAGUUCUGUUUCGGGUCGUUUUUAGGUGCGAUGGAAUGCGGUGCUGACCAAGUGGAUCACGGGUUCAGAGGAUGGUACUAUUCGUAUUUGGGUAUGUGAUGAUUUUUACAGCAAGAAACCGAUAUCUCCCAUUUAGUGAAUCAAUAAGCUGGCUAUUUGCUGACAUCUCAUGACGUCAUACAAAAGACUGAACAGACAUAGCCUGCAAAACAGCCCCUAUUUUUGCGUACGUGAAGAACGCCAACGCGAUCAAGCUAAAGUCCUGUAGCGAAGAUGAAGAUGGAGAGUGAGAUUAAGGAGAGAAACAUCAAGCCUUGAAAAACCAAUUUUAAGUUUGAGAAAGAAAACCGAAUGUCUCUUCUUUCUUUCAGUUGAAGUCUAGAAAAGACACUAAAAAAAAAAAAAACGAUACUCACCAUCCAAGAACAAAAACUAACUGACGAUGGUUUCUGCGACACCAAAUUUCCCGGUGGCCGGCACCCGUUUUUACUACUAACUUGUUUCCAAUCCACUCACGACAGAGAGCAGACGGAAUGGCCUGCGAUCUAGUUCUCAGUGCCCAAGGAGCAGUGUCGGCACUUUGCAUCGACCAGGUGAACGGUUGCAUUGUAGCAGGAGUGCAAGAAAUUAUUAGGUGAGAAGAGACGCCGUAUUUACGAGGCGUAUAACGUGUUCUCAGACCUCCGUGAGUCCAAUGUGGUCACUCAAGACGUUUAACCAAUCAGAAUGCGAUACCAGUGCGUGUAGCCACUGUUGAUCACGGGAAUAAGCUCGGGUUCAAGGAAGUCUCGAUUGGUUUUGUGUUUUCUUCUGAUUGAUGGAGAAAGUGCCUUGAGAUUAUUUAGCUAUCACAAUGGCCCAAACUUUUUGCGUAGUUCCCACUUUUGUGUCUUUUACACACUUUUCAUUUCCGCUCGAACUCAAUUAUCGCACAGGAAAUAAGAAUCUUUAAACAGUCUCUUGUUUCCCGACUGGUCAUUGUGAGAUUGUACGGAGACAACCUCGUUUCCACGGUUCUCUGUUACUCGUUCCUACAGGGAAGAGUAGAAGAAGAAGAACCCUGGGAACGAUUAUGAAAUUGGGGCGAUUUUGUUCCUAAUUACACCAUGGGCUUAUCUGGUCGUGCAAUCGCUUAUUUGGUCAGUUACUACAAAGUUGAGCAGAACCUAGGUCCAAAUCCGUCCCCUAAAAACCGUCCCAUCGGGCAAUUCGGCUCAACAACGACCCAGUCUCGCGUGCAACCUUUAAGUAGCCAAUCAUUUUUUACAUUUUGGCGGAAAUUAAGAGAUAAGAUGGCUGCUGACUUGUCACCAGUCGUCUUCGCGUGACGAGCACGACGAGGGCAGAGGGUGGUGGGAAGGGAGAAGAUAAGUCUCUCUCGAUCUCCCGCGCUUUCCUCCUUCCCAUCACACCCCGCGCACCACUUGGGAGAGGCUGUAAGAGUCGACUGGAGACGAGUCAGAGAUGGCUGGUGGUAAAAUUAAUUUUUUUUGUUUUAUUUUGUGUUUCUUAUUCCUUCCUUUUUGUCUGGAUGUUUUGACUCUGUAGAGAGAAAUGUCAUUUACUGAAUAUUUUUUCGUUCCCUAGAGUAUAUGAUCCAGAAAGCCGUAAAAUCGUUCAGAAGAAUCUUGGGCACAAUGAUUCCGUACGCUGCAUUAUUCACAUUCCCGAGAGGAGUCAGGUAUUACUAUAAAAUAAUUCAUUUGUUUGUUUAUUUGUUUUUUUGUGUGUGUGCUUUGGUUUGCGAGGGAAAACUGAGCGAGUAAAAACAUAAAUACCAAGCAGAAGGAGUAAGAGUAUCGGAUAAUGAUUUCGAUAUCGUUAGCGGGUAUUGAAAAAAUCGGGAAAGGGUAUCCUACGUUUAAACUAUUCUUAGUGUUUGUUUUUAAGAGUAUGAAAAAUUGAUCUAUCCUGCGAGCAGAGUCUGCUUGCAGGGUAAAAUUGAUCUCAAUUUUUUCGAUAUUUGGGUCGUUUAUCGUAAAAAAUAUCAUGAGAGAGUAUUAUCUCGUGUAAACAAGUUUUCUUUGUUUGUUUCUUUAUUUGCCAUAGUAUGUUUCUGCUUCGUGGGAUAAGACAGUUCGAAUUUGGAACGCGUACAAGAAAUGUAAG